This is a messenger RNA of Adineta ricciae, 1809 nucleotides long. The record is from the annotation of a GenBank genome assembly. NCBI's taxonomy places the organism in Eukaryota, Metazoa, Rotifera, Eurotatoria, Adinetida, Adinetidae.
AUGACGCUUUUUGAAUCGUUUGCUAACGAGUUAUUGCUUGAACUUUUUGAAUAUUUCGAUACUGUUCAUUUACUUCGUGCCUUCACACGACUGAACGUACGCUUCACUACUUUACUUUAUCAACAUUUUCGAUCGUAUCAUCUUGAUUUCACACAUAUCUACAAACGAGAUUUUGUUUACUUGUGUGAACAACAUCUUCGCUUAAUUACCAAUGGAAUCGUUUCACUUCGUUUGACAGGCCACAAUGAAACUCCCGGUUUAUUCAAACAAUUUCUUACUUACGGCUUUCGUUUGGAUCAGUUCGCUCGUUUGCAAGCUGUGUCAUUCAAUCGCUUUGACUAUGGUGACAUCAUCGAAUUCUUAGGCAAAGGUAAUCAAUUGACACAUCUUAUUAUCGACGAAUGUAAUAUGUUUAUGACAUCAAGCGAUUCGCCUCACUCCAUUAAUCAAAUAUGGAAUCUACCGAAACUAACGCAUUUCAAGCUGACUAACUGCUAUUUAGAACAUAUCGAUUUCUGUCGCUUAGCCAUUAUCUCCAAUAGUCUCCAAAGUUUAUCUAUUCGAACAGGAUUGGGAUGUUCAUUCAGUACUCUAGUGAAAAUCUAUCAAUGUUCACCUUGUCUUCAACAUCUAUCUGUAUGUAUUGAAUUAUACGAUGAGAGUGAGAAACUUCCCAUCGUUCUCACGACACUUAGCACAUUAGAACUACAACUCUGUAACACAACAAAUGUAUUACAAGACUUUCUCCACAAUGUCCCCAAUUUACGGCAUUUAACAGUCGACAGUUUGAGCAGCCAUUUGAACGGACAUGAAUGGCAGGAAAUUAUUGUUGAAUAUAUACCUAAACUUACCGUAUUACAAUUCAAAAUGCUUGUUUACACAUUAUCUGCUGAUAAAAUUGACAAGGAAAUCGCUGACUUACUGGACACAUUCCGAAUACCGUUCUGGUUAGAACAACAUCAAUGGUAUGUUCGAUGUGAUUGGAACUCAGACAUAAUUGGCAGCCGAUACGGAUAUCUCUAUACGUUACCGUUUGCGUUUGAUUCGUUUACGGAGACAACAUGCCAAAAAUCACAAUGGACUGGUCCUAGCAAUGAAAUAUCUUUGUCAUUCAAACACGUGCAUAGCCUUUUCGUUGGUACAUCACUGCAUCUACAUCCUACGUAUUUUUCCAACGUACGUGAAGUCAAGACCACUGUUCCUUUACCAAAGCAGUUCACAUCUACUGUGCUCUCGUUCAAUAGUUUGAUUGCGUUAAAACUGUUUUUGUAUGACGAACAUCGAGCGCCCGAUCUACAAACUAUCUUAGAUCAAACACCACAUCUCUACUCGCUGACAAUCGAAGAUCGAGAUGCUUCAACACUGCGCUUCGUAUCCAAACUGAGGUGCGCAUCUCUCCGUCGACUGAUAUUUAUUCCUCGUCUUACUCCUGAUGUUUUCUUCUUUGACGACACGGACUGCAUAGCAUUUGCUCAAUCCUCUCUGGCACAUCAAUGCGAAGUUCUAGAGAUUCACGUCAAAUCAUACGCCAGUGCAAUCAAUGUUCUACAAGCAAUGCCAAACCUUCGAGCAUUGACACUUUAUAUCAGUGAUGACGAACUUCCUCACGUUAGACACGUGUCAUUUCGCCAGAGAAUGAGCUCUCUAUGGAGAAGGCUAUACGCGUGUAACGGUUCUACUAGUAAAUCAUCGAAUCUAUCAACUCCUGAAAUGAUCAAGUGGUUAAAGACUGAUUUAUCUAAAAGAUGCUGGACUAGUAUAAGCAGCGGUUGGAAUGGGGAUUUUUAUUUGAAAUUCUGGGGUAAUUAA